Messenger RNA from Ilyonectria robusta, 1187 nucleotides. RefSeq lists its product as uncharacterized. The record is from RefSeq and is a predicted model, not a curated record. Gene Ontology annotation, molecular function: ATP binding; protein kinase activity. Bases 177 to 1007 code for a protein of 276 amino acids. The transcript has a single exon. Gene Ontology annotation, biological process: protein phosphorylation. Lineage: Eukaryota; Fungi; Ascomycota; Sordariomycetes; Hypocreales; Nectriaceae.
CACCUUCAGUCAAGCCCCGCAACCUGGAUGACCGUUGCAAGGCCGCUGACAAGAGAAAUGGACGAGGAAGUGGUAAAUAUAGCACUGGGGGUGUCGUCGAUGUCCUAGUCGAGUGGAAGACGGUUGACACGGCCAAAGCCGACGCGGUCGGAUUCGGCAGACUCUACAAAUCUGCCAUGGAGACGCGCAUAUUCAAUAUUGCACGCCUGCUGGCUUCACACCACAAGCCGGUGGAGCUGAGAACUCUGGACUGCCUGGGAGUGGCCGUGAAGAAGGGCAGUACUGCCACGAAGCAUGACUACGGGCUAGUCUAUAAGCUUCCGUCGCCUCGAUAUCUCACCUUGCUGCAGGUUCUGCAGAAGAACAUCGACAAGAGCGUAGAUGAUAGGGUCAAGGUUGCCGUGGUUAUUUCCAAGGCGUUGAUGUUUCUCCAUCUUGCAGGAUGGCUGCACAAAGGCAUUCGAAGCGACAAUAUCCUGUUCUUUGAGAAUGAGGACGGAGUGUUUAGCUGUGGUCAGCCAUACCUCGCCGGCUUCGAGUAUUCACGAGAGAGAGGGGAGAACCAUGAAAGUGAAGGGGUCACGGAUGAUCUAGAAUGGAAUCUCUACCGACAUCCCGAAGUUCAGGGGCUGCCGGAGGAGGCCCUGGACCCAUCGGCUCCCCAGCCUCAACAAACGGCGCGCCCAAGAUUCUCCGCCCGGCACGACAUUUAUAGCUUCGGGAUUGUCCUCUUGGAACUUGGACUUCGGGAGUCCAUCAUGUCCAUUUAUCAACAGGCGACAAGGGAUCCGUGGUUCGGAAGGCAUUCAGCUACUUCAUUCCGCCAGUGGCUGCUUGAUAAAAAAGUUCCCCAGCUCAGCCAAUUGGCCUUCCAAGGCUAUUGCGAUGUUACGAGGCGUUGCAUAACGGGCGAUUUUCAGAUUGAACCCGGGGAGUCACUUGAACAAUCAUUCUACAGGCAAGGGGUCCAUGUACUACUUCGAGGUCUUGAUCUCUCUCACGCUUAAGUAUGGGGGUAUGCAUAACUUGGUCGUCUCUUGAGGGAUGAGGAUCAAUGGCAUACACGAAAUCAAUAAUGAAUGAAUCAGGUGGGUUAGGAACGGCACGAGAUAUCACAUACCACGCCGGGACUCCAAGCACUUGGACAGCAACAUUUGUUAGUAAAUACGGCAAUAAAUUAUUACGAG